GAAGGCUCUGGCGAUCUUUUCCGGGUCGAGAAAUUAGCACACCCAUGUAUGUGAGCUAGCGGGCCAAGAACUCUUCAUUUAAAAAAGUCUCCGCAGAAAAGAUAAUCGGGACAUUUAAGCACUUCCAGCACAGAACAUUCCAGUGUAUCGUUCUGUAACCAUAUGACACAGCGAUGCCGGGGCUCAGCUGUCGAUUUUACCAGCACCGGUUCCCAGAGGUGGAGGAUGUUGUGAUGGUGAACGUGAGGUCCAUCGCAGAGAUGGGCGCCUACGUCAGCCUUCUGGAGUACAACAAUAUCGAGGGCAUGAUCCUCCUGAGCGAACUGUCACGUCGACGUAUCCGCUCCAUCAACAAGCUCAUCCGCAUAGGCCGCAAUGAGUGCGUCGUCGUCAUUCGAGUAGACAAAGAGAAGGGGUACAUUGAUUUAUCAAAAAGAAGAGUUUCACCCGAGGAGGCCAUCAAGUGUGAAGAUAAAUUCACCAAAUCUAAAACUGUGUACAGCAUCCUGCGACAUGUGGCAGAGGUGCUGGAAUACACUAAGGACGAGCAGCUAGAGAGCUUGUACCAGCGCACUGCCUGGGUCUUCGAUGAGAAAUACAAGCGGCCAGGAUACGGUGCUUACGACGUUUUCAAACAGGCCGUAUCAGAUCCUGCCAUUUUGGAUGGGCUGGACUUAACAGAGGAGGAGAGGGCCGUGCUGAUUGAUAACAUCAAUAGGCGACUCACUCCACAGGCUGUCAAAAUCAGAGCAGACAUUGAAGUGGCGUGCUACGGGUAUGAGGGCAUCGAUGCAGUGAAGGAGGCUCUGAGAGCCGGUCUUGGCUGCUCUACAGAGGCCAUGCCCAUCAAGAUCAACCUGAUCGCUCCUCCUCGCUACGUCAUGACAACGACCACUCUGGAGCGCACAGAGGGCCUGUCUGUCCUCAACCAGGCCAUGGCUGCUAUCAAGGAGAAGAUUGAAGAGAAGAGAGGCGUCUUUAACAUUCAGAUGGAACCCAAGGUGGUGACAGACACAGAUGAGACGGAGCUCGCCCGGCAGCUGGAGAGGCUAGAGCGGGAGAACGCCGAGGUGGACGGAGACGACGACGCCGAGGAGAUGGAGGCCAAAGCGGAGGACUAGACUCUGUCCUUGGAGGAAGGCUGGUGGGGGACGGAAACAUCAAAGGAGAAAUGUGGACUGACAUAGCUGCAGUCAAUUCAGUCCAACAGAUAACUUUCACAUUGCAAACAUUAACUGGCGUUAAGUUGAUUGGCAAACGUCUGGGGUUGUUCAUUAGCAAGGUUUGUUUCAGAAGAUCGUACUAAAAUCGGUAUUCUUACCCAGACAUGGACACAAGGAAAGUUAAAGUACAAAUUAAACAUCAGUAUAGUUUCUAUUUUUAAGUACAUUGAUUUGAAUAAACGAUAACUCUAAAACAACUGUUCACAAGCAGUGGCCUUCACUUACCUCUUGCUUAAGAGCUCAGUGUCUUCAAAAUCCAUGGCACUUCAUCUCUGGCUGGUCACUGGAUGUGAUUGAUUGAUUAAAGGGGAAACGCAUAAGCUCGUCUGUCGCAACACCCUCAGUGGUGACUUUGUGCUGUUUCUCUUCCAGUGAAAGGGUUUUUUACUGGCAAGACCUGCUCUUGUUUAGCUCACAUGGCAUCAAUAAAGUUCUGGAAGUUUUGAGCUCAA
Molecule: messenger RNA, 1675 nt
Organism: Micropterus salmoides (largemouth bass)
Lineage: Eukaryota; Metazoa; Chordata; Actinopteri; Centrarchiformes; Centrarchidae
Gene: eif2s1b
Product: eukaryotic translation initiation factor 2, subunit 1 alpha b
Exons: 8
Coding region: 174-1121 (315 amino acids)
Cellular component (GO): multi-eIF complex; eukaryotic translation initiation factor 2B complex; eukaryotic translation initiation factor 2 complex
Molecular function (GO): ribosome binding; RNA binding; translation initiation factor activity
Source: RefSeq, a predicted model, not a curated record